AUGUCAAUCCAAGAGGUAGGCAAAGCCAUUGGCAGAUUUGCCUCUCUAAGAAGAGCCAAAACGGACUGGGACAAUGUGGGAGUAAUAGUGGAUUCAGGGUCACAAAACAAUAAAAUUCUCUUGACAAUAGAUCUUACAGAGCCUGUGCUAGAGGAAUGCAUCGAGCUUGGGGCCAAGAACAUUGUUGCAUACCAUCCCAUAAUAUUCAAAGCCAUAAAAAAGCUUGGCUCUAAGGAAUCUGUUGUUAUUGAAUGCAUUAAGAAUGGAAUCAGCGUCUUUACUCCUCACACUGCCCUCGACCCGCUGAUGAACACCUAUGUAUACAAUUUAAUUAACAACGGUGCCUUUCUGUACAAAAAGAACUGUGGGCCUAACACAUCGACUAUAAGAAACGCUAUAAGCAUUCUCAAAGAGAAAAGUGGAAUGGAGAACUUCAGAAUAUGCCUGGCAAGGGGGCACACGAUGGAAAGCAUUCCCGAGUAUAUGCAUGUAGGCGUGGGAGCGACAUUUCGGAACAUACCUCUCAAAAACUCGAUUGUUGUUACUGGGGAAAUGAACCACCAUGAUCUCCUAUCGUGCAUAGCAAACAAUGCAACGGUUAUUCUAAUGGAGCAUAGCAAUAGCGAAAGGAUAUGCUUGAAAUAUAUUUCCGAAAAGUUGCAGGAAGAACUUCCGGAUUAUGAAAUAUUUAUUUCGGCCAAGGAUAAAGAUCCUGUUACUAUAGUAUGA
This is a messenger RNA of Encephalitozoon hellem ATCC 50504, 729 nucleotides long. RefSeq names its product NGG1p interacting factor 3-like protein. The transcript has a single exon. The record is from RefSeq and is a predicted model, not a curated record. Gene Ontology annotation, cellular component: mitochondrion; cytoplasm. Bases 1 to 729 code for a protein of 242 amino acids. NCBI's taxonomy places the organism in Eukaryota, Fungi, Microsporidia, Unikaryonidae.